This is a messenger RNA of Syzygium oleosum, 483 nucleotides long. Its product is annotated as antifungal protein ginkbilobin-like protein. The coding region runs from base 1 to 483 and encodes 160 amino acids. NCBI's taxonomy places the organism in Eukaryota, Viridiplantae, Streptophyta, Magnoliopsida, Myrtales, Myrtaceae. Gene Ontology annotation, cellular component: plasmodesma. The record is from RefSeq and is a predicted model, not a curated record. The transcript has a single exon.
AUGCAAAGAAUUCAUAAGACCAACGUUUAUUUAAGAAACCUCUCUGGAAGGAAGCUAACACGAGACGAGACUAUAGGAAAGAAGAUGAUCUCUUCCAAGAGCAUUGCGUUCAUCUUGCUCGGGCUACUCUAUAUGUGCGCUGAUGUCCGUGGUGAAGGAAAUCUUAAAUUGGUGUAUGGACUCUGCAAUGACGCAUCGUUCGCCGACCAAGGCUACGAGACCACCGUGGAAGAAGUCUUUCAGGACGUGAAGGUUAAUACGCCGAGUUCGGGUUACAGUUACUAUGACCAUAUCCCAGUAGACAACCAGAACACCGAUUUCUUCUACGGGCAUGGGGCAUGCAACGGAGUGAUUACAAAGUCCGAGUGCGUCAAUUGUUUGAUUGCCGUGAUUAACUGGGUGAGGAAAGAGUGCCCGUGGAGAUACAGGGCUCAGUACCAGCUUGCGGACUAUAGACUUAGGUACGAGUUUUACCCAUUUUAG